This is a messenger RNA of Haplochromis burtoni (Burton's mouthbrooder), 6128 nucleotides long. RefSeq names its product rho GTPase-activating protein 6. The transcript has 13 exons. Lineage: Eukaryota; Metazoa; Chordata; Actinopteri; Cichliformes; Cichlidae. The record is from RefSeq and is a predicted model, not a curated record. Gene Ontology annotation, biological process: signal transduction. Bases 3882 to 6128 code for a protein of 748 amino acids.
AAAAAUCUAAAGUGUGCUCAGCGCUUCAAUAUCAUGACAGUUGGUAUGACUGCCCAACGCUAAGUCUGUAACUUUUUGAUAUGAGUGUGUUGGUUCUUUCUCAUGUCCUUAUAAGUACGUAGACUCAGUGGCAGUCAUGGUAAGCGUCCAUUUGAGCUGUUUUUUAUUUUGCCUUUUACUGGCUGCAAUUGGACUGGAGAUAUCUGAAAAAUGUUUCCUGACUUUUAAAUCAGUGAUGUGAAAAACUGCAUAUUUGAAAUCAUUAAGUAUCUUUUUUGGCACUCAGUUUUAAUAUCGUUCACAUGGAAAGUCACAGAGCGUUUGAAAACUUGAAUGACUCAAUAGAGCCAGAUUAGAUAUCCAGCUAUAAAUUAGAUCUAACAUGGUAAAUGGCAGUGUUAUAACUGGGUUAUUGCUUAUCAAGCCUUUAGAGGGAGCCAUGCAUCAUUUUGCAGGAGUAAUGUAGUGAAGAAAUGAGGAUAUUAAUCACUGGAACGAUGAUUAGGGCUUGUUAGGAGAUAAUCUCCAAAUGAUAUCCACACUCAUCUUGAAUUAAUUAGUUACUUAUUAGUAUAUAUUUUACAAAAUGUAUGCAAUUAUACUGUUAUCAACUUUCAUACUUGCACUGUUCAUACACAAGAUCAUUAGUCCGUCAUUUGCUUAAGCAGCAUGGCUAUUGGGUCACAUUAUUUAUUAACUUCAUGCCAAGUAGGAGGAGGCUGAAUAUAUAGGUUGAUAGAUUUUGUCAACAACAUUAAAGCAAAUUUGUUUCUGAUGACCAGAGAGCUUCUUAAUCUAUUCAGGCCUUUUGCAUCAUUAUUUAUCUAUAGAUACUGACAUAGAGCCUCAAUUCACAAGCCACCAAGCAUGCAAGCAAUUUUCAAGCUUUCUAAAACUGCAGUGUUUGCGGCAUCAAAGUUGAAAAUGAGAAAUCACAAUGAGCCUCAAAACACAUCAGAAUGGAGCCCUGCGCGCUGGGUAUAUUGUUUCAUGUAGAAAAAGAAACAGUGCAGCUUUGGCGUCAUCUGCAUUCCUCUAAGCAUCACAGCACAGAGAUGGCCUGAAGGGGGAAAAAAAGAAAAGAAAAAGAGCUUGCAGGAAACUCAAAACUGCACUCUCGAAUCUCACUAAAAGGAAUUAACUUUAUUAAACGCUGGAGGAGGCAUAUUUAAAGUGAAAUCAAGCUUGUUUUCAGAACACUGAAGUUAGAAAAUAUAGAACUAACAAUAGCGCUGAAAGCAUGACUGCAGUUAGAGCGCAUAAAGUGCCCUUUUGAGUCACGUUUGUGACUCACAACUGAGUACGAGGUGUCUCACCAAAUUGUCGUAAUCUUUCAGUGUGCACGUAAGCGUUGCGCUUUCAACAGGAACAUGUGGUUUCUGAAAAUUAGCUCGUAAACUUUGACUGUUGUUGCAUUAACUUAAUAGGAACCGUAUUGUAGUGGGGUAAAAAUUCCAGCUGUUCCAGCUGUUGUGUUCCCAAUGAUAUGACAGUAUGAUUAUCAGUCAAAAUAUGUUCCAGUGGAUAUGAAAAAAGCCUUUAAAUGUAUUAUUAUUGGUUAUAUCUGUUAAAAACAGUGUAACAAAAUAUCAGAAACCACCCUUUUUAAUUGUGAAUCCCUGUAUUCACGUCUUUUUCCGAAACUACCUAAUGUGGCGUGCACAAUAAACAGUUGCUUAAUUAACACAUGAGCACGCACACACAGCGUUCGUCUAUCUGUUUAUUUUUUAGCACUUUAAUGACUAACCUGCUACUAUGAUAUUCGUUUUAGAGUAAAUUCGAUUGAUCUCAGCUGUUUCUCAAGUUUUGUGGAAGAGCUUGCCGGUGAUUCAGUUAUUACUGCUAAGCUGUCCGAAGAGCUCUCAAAGUGAUGGAGGAUUUCUCCACCCAACAUUGCUAUCAAAAUGUGUUGUGUCUGUCUGGCGUGCUGCUUCCUGUUUAUCAUCCCAAAGCAUUAAGAAAACUCAUUUCCAGAGAAUAAGUCUCAGCGCACUUUACAAGAAGAUGUGGAAGAAAAAUAAACAAGAAAAAGAAAUUUGAGGCAUGACUCUAGUACAAAGAGAUCUACAGGUUUUAAGCCUCGCUUUAUUGUUCCUGUGGAAGAAGUAAUUGAACUAAGCAAACCUGUAGAUUGGAAAAAGUUUGGAAUUGCAGAUGAGAAUGAAACUUUGUCUAAAACACUCAAAUAUUUUGAGUUUGCUUCUCGCAAGAAGCCUCUGCUUUCCAGAAAGGAGAGCUUAGAUUUGUUGACUUGCGUAAAGCUGGGAUUAUAAAGUAAUUUCAAAGUUAAAUAUUCAUUAACUCACAAUUGUCUGUAAGUAGAGAAAAUUAAGUACUGUGGCUAUUCUUGGUAGAAGUGAGCAUUUAUGUAAGAUUACUCCAAAGACGCAAAGCAGAAUGCUCAUUUAAGUAGAUGUUGUUAACAUCUCUUUUCAUCACUCUCCGUUGCGAACAAAUCAGUGAACAGACAUGUUGACGUUGAAGUGUAUGGGUACUACAAAGGUGUGGUACAUUGGAGGACUGCUUUGUUGCCUGUGGGCCAUAACAGCUUGGCAUCACCCACAUGGAAAUUACAUUAAUUUUACAGGACAAAAUCACAGUGGCUGUUUAUGAGUUGAAGCUCAGCAUGUUAAUUCUUUAAGUGUAUUAACAUCAGAACAUUACUGUGUUAAUAGUAAUAAAUACUUGUGUUUUCGGGAGAUCAUAUCACACCUAAUAACCGAAAACUGUUCACAUGCUUUUCAUCUCUGUAGCUGCUGGCCCUUUAUUCUGACUACCAAGUUCUGCAGACACAAUUCAGAAGCUUUAAUUUCAGCACUAUGUCGACGGUAGACUGUGCCAGCUGCUGUCAUGUUAUGUCAGUGUGGACGGGUUUCACCUAAGGAGCUGCUACAGUUUUGACUUAUCAUACAGUAGCAGGUAAAAGUGGAGACGUCCGAAGCAACACUAAUGAUGACCCAGUUCUAGUGAAGUGAGUACCUCAACCCAGCUCCUGAGGACAUGAGUCAAGGGACUGUAGGGUUACAUUUUUCCAUGAAUUCAUUUUCUCAACUACUUGUGCAAUUCAGGAUUGUGGGUGGGGUUGAUGCCUUUAUAAAAGACUCAUAUUGAGUGCAGAUACAGAUGAAGCCUAUAUCUGCAGUGAGCACAGCUGUCUGCUGGAUUUAACAGUCUAGCCCUUAUUUUCAAGCUAUUUAACUCUAGCGUUAAUGUUCUCUGGCAAACGGCUAGUGUAAAGCUUACAUGAUAUAGGAAACGUGAACUCACCAAGCCAAAGGUUGCAGCACUGUGCACCAAGCAAAAUGGCAUAUUAUUAAUAUACCAAUAGGUCUAGAGCAUAUCCCAGCUAGCAAAAUGCCCAGUAAAGUAAAAGAACGAAGUAUUAAAGUAUUAUUAUACUUUAAUAUACUCUUUACUUGCUUUUUAAAUUCAUUUACUUAUCUAUUUUAUUAGAAUUGGGUUCCCAAACUUCUCAGUAGCAACAGUGCCUGGCACGGCCUUUUGGGUAAUGUAGUUCUAAGAAUGAUUGACACUUCUGAAGUAUCGCGCAAAGCGACAAACUGGCUAACCGUGCGUGCUUCUGAUGUACCUGCAGGUAUGCGCUUCUGUGCUUUGGGAUUCGUUUGUUUACUUGACACAAAGAGAGCUGACUCUUCCUGUCGCCCCCUCCCUGCCAGGCCUAACUUUAUUUAUGAGGCUUGUAGCAAUGUAAAUCGUACCCAGAACUUGUGUCACUUGCCGAUAGACGUGAGGCCGGGCAGUGCUGGCUGUAAACAUGUGGGUUGCUUGUAUCAGGGACGAUGGUGUGAAAUCGGUUAAUUUGGCACUAAUGGGCUCUGAGCGCAGUUGAAGGGUCACUUCUCGUCCGCGGAGACUUUGUGAUGGGGGAUCUGGAGCGAAGCAUCACUUACGCUGGUGACUUCACUUGGAACAGCUUGUCAGGAGGCACUGUUGGCCUCAAGCCCGUCCCCCUGCAAAGCCUCUCAGAAUUGGAGAGGGUUCGUCUCCAGGAUGUGGCCUUCAAGCGAUUGCUUCGGUGUCAUGACCUGGGCUGCCACAUCACCAUCCCUAAAUAUGGCCACAAGCACAAGAAGACACUCAGGAGGAAGUUGGAUUCAUUAUCUAAAGAGAAGAGUAAAGACAAAGACACCACGCCACAGGCGUUUGGCAUACCACUGUCGCAUGUCAUAUCCAACGACCGCAUGCACAAGCUGCGGCACGAUCACCCGCGGGAAGAGCACAGUGACCCCACUGAAUUGAUGCUAUCCUUCCUUCAUCUUACAUCUAGCUACAAAAGGGCUAACAAAGAGCUCUCCAGCAGCAACUCGUCACUGAGCUCCACUUCUGAGACCCUUAAUGAAUCACCACUGCCCAGCACACCAGACAUAGCCCCACGGACACGCAGACGGGGCGGAGUGUCUGUGGAUUGCAUCACUGACCUUGAUGACAACCAGUCUCGGCUCUUGGAGGCACUCCAGCUGUCUCUGCCAGAAGAGGCAGCUGGCAACACGAAGAAGCACCAUGACGAAAAGCUCAGCCUUAACCCUAUUUACAGACAGGUGCCCAAGAUAGUGGACCAGUGCUGCCAGCACCUGGAAAAAUACGCCCUACAGACAAUUGGAAUUUUUCGUGUUGGGAGUUCCAAGAAGCGAGUACGACAACUUCGUGAGGAAUUCGACCAGGGAUGGGAGGUUUACAUGGAUGAAGAGCACAGCGUCCAUGAUGUAGCUGCAUUGUUUAAAGAAUUCUUAAGAGACAUGCCUGAGUCACUGCUGACAAAAGAACUUUAUACAGCCUUCAUCAAUACAAUGUUGCUGAAUGUUUUAGAGCAAGACAGUGCCAUCCAGCUCCUGGUGUUUAUGCUUCCUCCCUGUAACAGCGACACGCUACAGCGCCUCCUCAGCUUGUUGUCCACUGUGUCUGCACAUGCUGAAGACAGCCUGGACAGUGAGGGACAUAAGGUUACAGGCAACAAGAUGACAUCGCUUAAUUUAGCUACCGUCUUUGGACCCAACCUCUUACACAAGCAAAAAAACUCAGACAAAGAAUUUGCAGUAGAGAGUUUUGCCCGUGCAGAGGAGAGUGCAGCCAUCAUCGGCGUUGUCCAAAAGAUGAUCGAUACAUAUGAUACGCUGUUUAUGGUGCCCCCUGACCUGCAGAAUGAGUUGUUGAUGAGUUUGCAGGAAACAGAUCCUGAUGUGGUGGAUUAUUUACUGCGGAGAAAGGCCUCACAAUGCUCAGAGCCCAGCCUUAGAUCAGAAGAGUCGUUCUCUCUGACUGACAGACGCUUGUCCAGUGACUCACACAAGCCAUCUAGUGGAGAGGUUUCCCCCUAUGACAAUAACUCCCCCGUCCUGUCCGAUCGACCGCGGUUUAAAUACACAGAGGACGGCAGUCUGCUCUCAGACAAAGUUCCCAGACAGGACAAACUCAGAGACCAAUCAAAAGACAACUCUGGCAGUACCUCCCCUACACUUUCUACUGACAAAGAGACCUCAGCUGACAGUUUCUGGGACACCUGGCAUGAGCUGUUCGGAAAGGAUUUCACUGGCAUCGCCGGAUACCUUGGAGACGUGUCGGAAUGUGACUCAUACGGCUCAUCCGAGGGGCUGAGCAGUCACCAAGGUAACAACAAGCUGCCUGUCAGUGCAACACAAAUGUCAUUGGGCGUUUCGGAAUGCAGGCCACACCCUCCGGUGACUCGCUGCAGCAGUGGUCCUGAUGACCAAAGAGAGCAGAGACAUCCAGAAUCGUUAUUAUUACAUCAGGCAAUGAGCAGCCAAUCGGGAGCUGUUAGCUCAGACAACUUAGCACAAAGGACAGGAUGCACUGAAUGUCCAUUACUCCAGGUCAGGACUGACAGUUUAUCUUCCCUUAACUGCUCUCGACCUCUAAGAGAGACUCAUAUUUCUCACUCCAUACCCUCCCUCUUAAAAUCUCAGCAUGACCCCCAAAUCCCACAACAGUCCCAGCAGAGCGCUGACUUCAAGAUUGUAGAUACAGCAGAUGCCACUGGGCCUGGAGAGGAAAAAGGCCCUGAUUCUUCAAACUGGCAGAAAGAGAGGUGGCAUAUAUGGAAGAUGAUGUCAAAAGAAAAUCCAGAAGCUCUACCAGAAACGUUGGUGUGA